This is a messenger RNA of Aspergillus caelatus, 1577 nucleotides long. It is a transcript of the gene fpaI, whose product is annotated as putative methionine aminopeptidase, type I. Bases 96 to 1322 code for a protein of 408 amino acids. The transcript has 4 exons. NCBI's taxonomy places the organism in Eukaryota, Fungi, Ascomycota, Eurotiomycetes, Eurotiales, Aspergillaceae. Gene Ontology annotation, biological process: proteolysis. Gene Ontology annotation, molecular function: metalloaminopeptidase activity. The record is from RefSeq and is a predicted model, not a curated record.
CGAGAGCGAAACGGAACCAUACAUUUUCUUCUUCCCUCCAAAUCUCCGUUUGAUCGUUGCAUUCCAUAUUCCAGGAACCAGGCCUAGCCACGACCAUGGGCGACAUCGCCUCCGAACUGCCCUCGAAGAGAAAGUGUCUCGGAGUCGACUGUGACAAUGAUGCGGAAGCCUUGCAGUGUCCAACUUGCUUGAAGCUGGGUAUGAAAGAUAGCUAUUUCUGCUCCCAAGACUGCUUUAAGAAGAACUGGGCCGAACACAAGACCGUCCACAAAACGGCUCAAGGAAAGACACAGAAUGGUAUCUUCCGCAAAAUAAUCCCUCCGAAGGUUGUCUCUGAACCCGAUCCAGUUACCGGUCUUUACAAUCCUUUUCCGACCUACUCCUUCACCGGGUCGGUUCGACCGGUCUAUCCGCUGUCUCCGAUGCGUACCCUUCCUAAGUCGAUCAGACGCCCUGACUGGUCUGAGACCGGUAUUCCGAAGGGAGAACGGCGCUUAAGCCGGACAAAGAUUGAUAUUCUCGAUGCUAAGGGGCAGGAGGCCAUGCGCAAGGUAUGCCGUUUAGCUCGGGAGGUAUUGGACAUUACCGCAGCAGAGCUCAGGCCGGGCAUUACCACUGAUUACCUGGACGAGAUCUGCCACAAGGCUUGCGUCGAACGCGAUGCCUAUCCUUCGCCCUUAAACUAUAACCAUUUCCCCAAAUCGCUGUGUACGUCCCCGAAUGAGGUGGUUUGUCACGGGAUUCCAGAUCAGCGGAUCCUUCUCGAUGGCGAUAUCCUGAAUCUUGAUAUCUCCUUAUACCACGGAGGAUAUCACGCUGAUCUGAACGAAACGUAUUAUGUGGGUGACCGAGCCAAGGCCGAUCCCGACUCAGUCCGGGUGGUAGAAACAACACGAGAGUGCUUGGAUAUGGCAAUUGAGCUCGUGAAGCCUGGUACCCUGUUCCGAGACUUUGGCAAGGUUAUUGAGAAGCAUGCAAAGUCCCGAAACUGUAGUGUCCACGCAACCUGGGGCGGCCAUGGUAUCAACACCGAAUUCCACCCCCCGCCAUGGAUCCCUCAUUAUGCAAAGAGUAAGGUGCCAGGAGUGUGUAAACCUGGAAUGACUUUUACUAUUGAGCCUAUUCUGACACUGGGAAAACCUCGGGAAAUCUAUUGGCCCGAUGACUGGACUAACGUAACGGUGGAUGGUAAACGGACGGCUCAAUUUGAACACACCUUGCUGGUUACCGAAACUGGGGUCGAGGUCUUGACGGCAAGACUGGAAGACUCUCCCGGAGGCCCGAUUCCGAUCCCCACGACCGACAAUGUGAAUAGCGCAUAGUCCACGUCGUACAGCACGGAUUAAAUAACAUAGUAGGGUAUGGAAAGAUUAGUCAGAUGAAAUGGAUAAAGCACGGUAGCACGUAGGCUAGAUCGAAUAACAUCAGGAGAGGAAAGUCCCCAGGAAGGAAGACUGAUGCCAACGUGGUUGCAGGGCAUGUGGGAGUGAGAUGACUGAACGCUCUUCACAUUCUCCCGAGGCUUUGGGGGUCGUCCGCGCGCUCUACGGAGCCAAUAGUCCCACAGCGCAUUUGCA